Aphis gossypii (cotton aphid) is the source of this 1393-nucleotide messenger RNA. Its product is annotated as RNA-binding protein 42-like. The record is from RefSeq and is a predicted model, not a curated record. The coding region runs from base 458 to 1318 and encodes 286 amino acids. Gene Ontology annotation, molecular function: mRNA binding. The transcript has 5 exons. NCBI's taxonomy places the organism in Eukaryota, Metazoa, Arthropoda, Insecta, Hemiptera, Aphididae.
AUUUUGUUAAUAUAGUUAAAACAAAAUAACGUAACACUUGUUACUUGUUUACAUCACAAAUUUAUGUACCUUUUAUAAGUUCUUACAAAUCACAAUCAUAAUUAUUACCAGACAGGUAAUUUAUUUAUAAAAUAAAAGUGGACUUAAAUUGAUUACCGCUAUCAACUUUGGUAAAUGACACAUGUACAGUAGAUCAUAAAUGAAAAAAAUAUUAUGCUUUAUUAUUUUGGUAUUUUGCUCUUUAGAGAUUAAUUUUAUAUUAUUGAAAAAUGUUUAGUGUUUAUAGUUAUAUAACUAAGUGGUUUUUAUACUUUUAGGUAAUUUUUCUACAUUUCAGACUUGUGGCCUCAUGCGUGCCUUUAUGUUAAGUGUCUUUUUAGAAUACUUUCAUAUCAUCUAGUUCUGGGCCCUAGUCAUACCAGCUCAAAAUAAUGAAAUGAUUGUUUAAAUCUUUAAAAUGUUGCUUCCAUUGUUUAUCUUAAUUAAUAAUUAUUCAUUGGCGGGACAACAAAAUACGAUUGCCUCUCAAGGAUAUAAUAAUAUGCGACCAUCAUUUUCUAACAGUCAAAUGCUAUUACAGCAACCUCAGCGAAGAUUUAAUGUCAAAAUGGACAAAACAAUUGGUCCUGUUAUUCUGAGUGGUGCUCCUAAACUGUAUACAUCUAAACCUGAACCACCUCAAAUACCAUCAAACGAUUUGAUGAUUAAAGCAGAAGAUAUAUUAAAAAUGACAACAAGCAUCAAUCCGUUAAAAAAAGAAUCUAAAAAAUCUCAACCUACAGUAUUGCCAGGUAAAGAAAUGGCAGAGGCUGUUAAAGCAACAUCUAAAACAGUUGUUGUAUCAGCUGGAGGUAAUGCUGUUGCCGCAGCUGAAUGUGCUGCCUCAAUCCCAAAUCAAUCUGCCAAAAGCAGAGGAAAGAAAAAUAAAAAGUUCAUACGAACUUCGGGUGGACAGGUCUGGGAAGAUCAAACACUAUCUGAAUGGGACGAAGAUGAUUUUCGAUUAUUUUGCGGAGAUUUAGGUAAUGACGUUACUGAUGAAUUAUUAGCUCGAACAUUUAGUCGAUAUCCUUCAUUCCAAAAAGCCCGUGUUGUACGUGAUCGUCGAACUAUGAAAACUCGAGGUUUUGGGUUUGUAUCAUUUAAAGAUCCAGCAGACUUUAUUAGAGCUACAAAAGAACUCAAUGGUCGAUAUGUGGGUAGUAGACCAAUAAAACUACGGAAGAGUAUGUGGAAAAAUAGAAGUUUGGAAGUAACUAAAAAGAAGGAAAAAGAAAAGGCUGCACUUAUUAAUUUAUUAACUGGUCAAUCUUCAUAACAAUAUUUUCUAAUCAUAUAAGUAAACUAAAUAUAUUUCUGUAAAAUUGUAAGCAGUAAAUUUAUUUUUAUUUGA